CCGCUGGCUAACUCGGACAGCUAAUCUCAGCUAUGGUCCACCACCAGCACCCAUGUUUGGUCUGGUAAAUAAGAAGGAGUUUGAAAAGACUCAUCUACCUCUGGGUGGUUUGGAAAUAUGGAGUCUGCUUGGAUGUUACACACUAACCGGUGUCGCAGAGCUGCAUCAAAGCCAGUGAGGUGCUUGUGACACUGAUGCCAGCAGAGAGCACCCAGGAUGAGUGGAGCUGUAGAGCACACGGACAUCCUAUCAGUGGGUGAUGUGGUCAGGGACAGGUGGAAAGUGGCCAAAAAGAUAGGAGGAGGUGGGUUUGGGGAGAUCUAUGAGGUCCUGGAUCAGCUGAGCCAAGCCACUGUUGCCUUGAAGGUGGAAUCUGCUCAGCAGCCCAAACAGGUGCUAAAGAUGGAGGUGGCAGUGCUAAAGAAGCUUCAGGGAAAAGAUCAUGUUUGCCGCUUCGUUGGCUGCGGCAGAAACGACCGCUUCAAUUACGUAGUAAUGGAGCUGCAGGGGAGGAAUCUGGCAGAUCUGCGAAGAACAAUGAGCCGCGGUACUUUUUCAAUCUCCACGACUUUGAGGCUGGGGAAGCAGAUUUUAAAAGCCAUUGAGAGCAUCCAUUCUGUGGGCUUCCUUCACCGUGACAUUAAGCCUUCAAACUUUGCUAUGGGACGACUUGCCAGUACCUGCCGAUGCUGCUAUAUGUUGGAUUUCGGAUUAGCUCGACAGUUUACCAACUCCAACCAGGAAGUCCGUCCACCUCGUCCUGUGGCAGGUUUCAGAGGAACGGUGCGAUAUGCUUCAGUCAAUGCUCAUAAGAAUAAGGAGAUGGGUCGCCAUGAUGACCUGUGGUCCCUCUUCUACAUGCUGGUUGAGUUCAUGGUUGGACAGCUUCCCUGGAGAAAAAUUAAAGACAAAGAACAAGUAGGAAAUCUAAAAGAGACGUAUGACCACCGGCUAAUGCUAAAGCACCUUCCUCUAGAAUUCAACACUUUCUUGGAUCACAUCUUGACCUUGGAUUACUUCACCAAACCCGACUAUCAGCUCCUGAUGUCUGUGUUUGAGAAGGCCAUGAAGAGCAACAAUGUGUUGGAGAACGACCCGUACGACUGGGAGAAAUGUAACUCGGAGGAUGUGCUGACCAUCAGUGCCGCAGCAAACACUGCUCAGCAGCUUACUCGCCUCACCCCAGCUUACCUCGGCAUGGCCAAUGCCUCAGUGCUGCCGGGUGAGCUGCAGAGAGAAAACACAGAGGACGUCCUUCAAGGGGAACGCCUCAGCGACGCCGAUAACUGCCCCCCCAUCCCCACACCGACCACCGCCGGUGGAGACGUGUGGGAGGAGAUGGAUCGCAACCGCAACCUUAAACAUCCUCAGCCACUGAUCGGGAAGGUAGUGAGUGAGGAUGAACACAGCCAGAACCAGGGGAACCAGAGUCCGAACACCGGCUCUGUGCAGAGUUCACCCAGACGGGUACGAUCUGAGACGAUGUUCCUAGACCGAGCUGCACCGCUGCUCCGCAGGAUGAGGCACAGCCAGAGCUUGGCGUUUGAAAAUAGACUCGUGCCUGAGCCAAAGCCCACCAUUGAACGUUUGUUUGAAGCAUACUUGGGCAAACAGCGUCCGGUCCUCUGUCACGUUGGGGAGACGCCCAUUCCCGAGAAUGGACAGGAGCAGCAGAAGCCUUCCUGCAAUGAGGAACAGUCUGGAACAGCAACUCCUGACCCGGAGGAAGCUGCGGCGAGCAGCGGCUUUGUUGCAGUGAACUUUAGCCCUGUGCCUCAGGAGGCGGACUCUCAGGAGUGGGUGAUGCUGGAGCUGGAGCAGGUCAACAGCUCAGGAGGAGGCAAACUUCAGGCAGCAUCCCAAUGCGAGGACAAGUCAGGCCCCUGUGGGGCUGAAAGAGCUGAGAAUAAGUCCAAUGAGCCGGAUGGCGAGGCCAGUCCUGCAGUACCCAACAGCCCAGUCCUGUUACAGAUGGCGGUGCCCGGCACAUGGUUACUGGGCCACAGGAGGCUGCCGGGGAUGCUGGGACAGAUGCCUUCUGUCUUAAUGGGGAGAUCCCAGAUGGAGCAGAAGAAUGAUGAAGCACCUAGCUGCAAACCUGAGGAAGUUGCUGAGGAAGGCUUGAAGGACAGAAGGAGGUUGGACUCAGUGCCAGAGUUAAUCCCUGCCAAAGGCCCUACGUCUCACCUGACCAACGACAGAGACCCAGAAAGCGAUUCAGGUUUGCCUGACCGCUCCUCAGAGCCAAAUCAGCAGCCUCCUGCUGACACAGCAGGGGGCGCCGUGGAGAGCACCGUCACCGUCUCAUCUUCCCCGCCUCCUGCUCUGCUAAAACGAAGGGACUCCCCGUCUUCUCCGAGACUAAGUCGGAUCCCGGUGAGAGAUCCCAGCAAUCCGCUGGACUCUCCGAGCAGGGACCCGAAUGUGGAGCGACGCCACCGCUGGAGCAGCCCAGUGGUCGGCUCUCCCACACACUCUCCCUCUCCCUCUUUGUCCUGUGACAACCUGCCCUGCGCUCUGCCCAGAGACAGGCUUUCCUCAGAACGUGGCUCUAGGUCUGACUGUGUGGGAGAAGACCCCCUGUCCCUAUCCUCCUCAUCCGGAAGUAGAAGUAAAAUCCCUCGUCCUGUCAGCGCCACGUUUCUCCCGGAGCAGCUCAGCGGAAGGUUUUUGCCUCGGCCACCUCCUGGGAAACCCCCAGUCCGUCCAUGUGUGGACAGCAGACGGCGGCGUCUGAGGGUGCGCGCCAGCAGCACCAGCGACGCAGACUUUCUCGCCAGCCUGACCCAGCUGAUGCAGGAUCGUGGCGGGAUGCUCUUCAGCCCUCCUCCUCGCCCUCGCAGCUCCUCCUCCCUGCAGCGCUCUUUAAGCUCCUCCCCCUCCCGACAGGAGCUCCGUGACAGCACCGCCCUGCAGGAACGUAGCCGCUCUCCAUCAAGUCUGUCGGGCUCCCCGCCCCCUCGACACCCUCAGCCGCAGGACAGGGCCUCUCCGGGGCCGGCCCAGUGGGGUCUUGGCUCCAGAGGAAAAGCUCUGCUCUAUGAGGGUAAAGCCUACGGAAAAUUGACUUGAUGACUGAACUCACAUACGACUGACUCACCCCAACCACCAUGUCUGUUAGCAUGUGUAAAUAUAACAUUUACUGAAGGGAAUGUACUGUAUUUAAUGUAAAAUGUAUGAUAAAAAUGUAUUUAUUUAUUUAUUCAGAUGUGAAAAAGUGGAGAAAAUGUCAAGAUUGCCAACUUUACCUCUCAUUUCACUCUAAUCAAUCUAUAUUUAGGACUAAUGAAACCAAAAUAAUCAUGUUUAAUACUUAAGAUGUAAAAUAAACCCAACUAACUGUAGAUAUGUACUAUUAGCAAAAAGAGCACUAAAUAUAUAAACCAUGUGUUCACUGUAGAACCACUAGAACGGUAACCAACCAUGCAAUCGGUUUGUGUAAAUCAGCAUUAAUGUACAGAGCCGGCGCAUGCUGCACAGACGUCAUGUCCUCAGACGACUAAUCCUUGUAUUUGAUGAGAAGCUGCUCAUUUUUUGCUUAUCUUAGUGUUGUAGUGUGCUUUUACUUUUAUAGGAAGAUAUUAUCACGCUCUACCAGCUUCUAAGAAUGUAUGUUAAGAGCAGUAUUGUAAUCAUGCAUGAAUAUCCUUACAUAGUUUUUUUUUAUUUUAUUUAUUUGUACAAUCUGCUGAAGCAUAUAUGUGUUUUACUGAACUGGUUCUGAUUUAAUUUAAUGGAAUAUGGAAUGUCUUUCAGGUGUUAGUUGAGGCGGGUGUGGUGGUAAAUGGAAUACUUGACCAGAUAUAAAAGGAGAGAAAAUUAGAAACUAUGUGGAUCUGAAUGGAAACUAAACAUAUUUCAAUAAAGGUAGAUUUGACCGGUACAGUCAA
Messenger RNA from Cyprinodon tularosa, 3890 nucleotides. RefSeq names its product tau tubulin kinase 2b (gene ttbk2b). The coding region runs from base 217 to 3072 and encodes 951 amino acids. Gene Ontology annotation, cellular component: cytoplasm; ciliary transition zone; nucleus. The record is from RefSeq and is a predicted model, not a curated record. NCBI's taxonomy places the organism in Eukaryota, Metazoa, Chordata, Actinopteri, Cyprinodontiformes, Cyprinodontidae. The transcript is spliced from 15 exons. Gene Ontology annotation, biological process: peptidyl-serine phosphorylation; cilium assembly; signal transduction. Gene Ontology annotation, molecular function: ATP binding; protein serine/threonine kinase activity.